AUGCUGUGGAUGCUGGUUCGAGACCCGAGUUACGGCAUGCUGAAGCACGUGGCCGUGUCCCCGCACCGAGCGCGCUCAGACUCUGUCAGUCUCUCUUCUUCCGCCUCCUGCUGCAGCCUCGGUAGCCUCGACCACCGGCACGACUCCGUAGGGGAUCUCUCUAACCGCACGACAACAAUAAAAGUGUACGCUCGCUGCCUUCGCCCGGACAUCGAAUACAAGACCCUAUCAGUGACCUGGGGUACAAGAGCAAAGGAGGUGGUUUCGACCCUCCUGGGAAAGUUCCGUAUGAGACACAGGGACCCACGUCUCUUCUACCUGAGCAUGGAAGUCAGGGUGCGGGCAGCUGGUCUCCGGACAACGUUGGUUCUCGAUGAUGAUGCAAGACCGGCGGCAUUACAAGCUUGCCAUCCCAAAGGAUAUUCUAAAUUUUCUCUACAAAUGCGCCCUGGGGGCUUAGUGAAAAUCUACGACUCGGCUCUCAUGUCUUCCUCACAGUAUAAAUGUCUACUUACAAGCGAAAGAACUACAGCCGACGAGCUACUAGCGAUCUUGUUGCAUUGCUAUGACUCCAACGAAGGUGUGGAGAGAUUCUCCCUCUAUGAGGUUUGUCCUUCUCAAGAAUACGAACGAAAACUACACCCAGACGACCUUCCACUUCUUGUGCAGCGCUCCUGGCCUUCAGACAACGACUGCCACUUCAGAGUGAGAAGAAAUCCUCGUGCUCCUCCUUUACCCCCUCGUUCUAUCCCUAUCCAGCCACCAGAAAGCCAAGAUGACGAGCCCUCACGAGCUCUAUCUGCUCUUUCUCUAGAGUCAGACAGCGAUAAUCGAAGAUACAGUCCUGUUUACAAGUUUCCAAGCAUAAGCUAUUGUAGAGAAACGAAAAACGACUAUUUAUAUAUCUGA
Messenger RNA from Leptosia nina, 909 nucleotides. The record is from the annotation of a GenBank genome assembly. Lineage: Eukaryota; Metazoa; Arthropoda; Insecta; Lepidoptera; Pieridae.